AUGGGAGCAUCAUCGCCUAAGCGGCGAGCGAUAGAAGAGAAACCUCUUCGCCCGCUACCGAGCUCGGCGAUGGCAUCGCCAUACCGGAUCCCCAUUUCACCAGCAUCCUUUUACGCAAGUCCAACACAUUCGACGCAACAGUCACAUUCACAAGAUACCCUCUCCCAUGACGCACAGCCAAAGCAGACUUCGCCAAAUCUGCAUAACAAGACCGGGGAUGACAGUCGGGAUGAGAUUGAUUUUCUAACACCGGCUACAAGCUUGCACGAUCGCAUGCGUGGCAAAGCUCCGUCGAACUCUUCGCAAGCUCAUAUGGGACCGACCGCAGCAAUGGGUCGCACCUCUGCAUUGACAAAGUGCGUAAAUGUACGAUUGCGCGCUGUGUUUGUCGGACAAGAGUAUGCAAGUAGGAACGAGGGCGUUGAAGUCGCUGCCUUUCAGACACAUCUCACCCUAUUUCACCGCACAACAGCGUGUGCUAAGGUGGCAUUUCGUGAUGUGUUAGACACGCAACUAGGCGGUAAAGAGCAUGCACUCAUCGCCAUGUCGAUCAAGCAAAAAUGCUCGUCGGCACGCGCUAUUGCAUCGUUAUGUGGCGAGGCAGCUUUGGAUCCGUGCUGCCUAUAUAUGUUUGUUGAACCAAACGACACUUCAUGGCCACUGCUUUUUGAUCAAGUGUGCACCUAUACACAUGCAGAGAAGCUGACAGAGUCUGCUUGUAUGGCAUUGUUUGAGGCAUCGCUUCGAUCAAACACCAAGACUUUACGAAUCCCCAGCAGCCCCUCAGCGCAUGUUAGAAAACCAACGCCCAUUGUUAUUGGUGAACGGCGAACUGCAGCACUGGAGAAAGCAAGAUCAGACGAAUCAACCAAACCAACGUGUGCGACAGGCGCUGCAGAGCUGGUAAGGUCGUCAACUUUGACGGAUUCGAUCACGGCAGAGUCGGCGCGCCCAAUAAGAUACACACGCGAACGCACACGGCUUGAGGAACAGCAAAGGAAGGCGAGCCAGAGUAAACCAAUCCUCAGAUACCCAGCAUCUGGUCCAUUCGCCGUUACGCUAUUGCAGUCUGACGUGGAGCGUCUUCAAGAAGGUGAAUACCUGAACGAUACCUUGAUCGAGUUUGGACUGCGAUUUCUGCUGGAGCGAAUCAAGCAAAGAGAACCAAACCUGGCGCAGCAAAUCCAUGUUUUCAAUACGUUCUUUUAUCAUAAACUGACAGAAUCACGCGAUCGGUCCAAAACGUACGAACACGUCCGCAAAUGGACAAACAAAGUGAACAUGUACGUGUUUAUAACAUACUCUCGUGUGUACUAA
Molecule: messenger RNA, 1317 nt
Organism: Malassezia globosa CBS 7966
Lineage: Eukaryota; Fungi; Basidiomycota; Malasseziomycetes; Malasseziales; Malasseziaceae
Exons: 1
Coding region: 1-1317 (438 amino acids)
Biological process (GO): protein desumoylation; proteolysis
Cellular component (GO): cytoplasm; nucleus
Molecular function (GO): SUMO-specific endopeptidase activity
Source: RefSeq, a predicted model, not a curated record